Molecule: messenger RNA, 4531 nt
Organism: Sphaerodactylus townsendi
Lineage: Eukaryota; Metazoa; Chordata; Lepidosauria; Squamata; Sphaerodactylidae
Gene: GNB4
Product: G protein subunit beta 4
Exons: 10
Coding region: 337-1359 (340 amino acids)
Biological process (GO): G protein-coupled receptor signaling pathway
Cellular component (GO): heterotrimeric G-protein complex; cytoplasm
Molecular function (GO): protein binding; signaling receptor complex adaptor activity
Source: RefSeq, a predicted model, not a curated record
UCGGUCUUUUAUGCUCCUCGGAGGGAGCGCCAGGAAAGCUCUUUCUCUUUCAUGUGUUUGACGUCAGAGAGGCGAAACCAUAGCAACUGUCCAUCACGUUGGAUGAGCACACGAGGGAAGGGGCGAGCGCGAGAGCAACGGCUCCCAGUUCAAGCGAGGCUGCGGAGGGGUCGGCUGGCACAAUGGGUGCAUUCAUGUGCUGACAUUCCCAGCCGGGGCUGAGCGAGGGAGCGGAGGCGCAGCGGAGGCAGGAACGAGCAACGCCGGGGAAAUUGCAAGCCUCCAGACUUCUUUUCAUCGGUAUUGUGACGGUGGGAAAGAGACUCAUUCGAGAGGAUGAGUGAGCUGGAACAGUUGCGGCAGGAGGCUGAACAGCUCCGGAAUCAAAUCAGAGAUGCCAGAAAAGCUUGUAGUGACACAACUCUUGCUCAGAUCACCACAAGUCUUGACUCAGUGGGCCGAAUUCAGAUGCGCACCAGACGUACCCUGAGGGGCCAUUUAGCUAAAAUUUAUGCCAUGCACUGGGGCUCUGAUUCAAGGCUACUAGUCAGCGCUUCUCAAGAUGGAAAAUUAAUUAUUUGGGAUAGCUAUACAACAAAUAAGAUGCAUGCCAUUCCUUUGAGAUCUUCCUGGGUCAUGACCUGUGCCUAUGCCCCGUCGGGAAAUUACGUUGCCUGUGGUGGAUUGGACAACAUCUGCUCUAUAUACAACCUGAAGACGAGAGAGGGCAACGUACGAGUGAGCAGAGAACUACCCGGCCACACUGGGUAUUUGUCUUGUUGUCGCUUUCUGGACGACAACCAGAUAGUUACAAGUUCAGGAGACACCACUUGCGCUCUGUGGGACAUUGAAACUGGCCAGCAGACUACUGCUUUUACCGGCCACACCGGCGAUGUAAUGAGCCUCUCUCUAAGUCCAGACAUGAGCACUUUCGUUUCGGGGGCCUGCGACGCUUCCUCCAAGCUCUGGGACAUUCGAGACGGAAUGUGCCGGCAGUCUUUCACGGGGCACGUGUCCGACAUCAACGCAGUGUGUUUCUUCCCCAACGGCCACGCAUUUGCCACUGGCUCGGACGACGCCACCUGCCGGCUGUUUGACCUGCGAGCUGACCAGGAACUCAUGAUGUACUCUCACGACAACAUCAUCUGUGGAAUCACAUCAGUUGCCUUCUCCAAGAGCGGCCGCCUCUUAUUGGCUGGUUAUGAUGACUUCAACUGCAACGUUUGGGACACCCUGAAGGGAGAAAGGGCAGGUGUUCUUGCUGGCCACGACAACCGAGUCAGCUGUUUAGGAGUCACCGACGAUGGCAUGGCCGUAGCUACAGGAUCUUGGGACAGUUUCCUCAGAAUCUGGAAUUAAUUUGUCCACCGAAAACACACACACACACACACACACACCCAGACAGACAGACACGCACACCUUUCUCCACCAAGAUCUGGAGAGAUCAAUGCUGCAGCCUAUUGCUGUGAAUAACAUUUCUACCUUGUAUUUACAGGUGAAGUUUUUCUACUCACUGAUUACUGCAUAAAUAGGCUUUCUGUAAAUGAUGUUUAAAACACACACACACAAAAUCACGUGAAGAAGAGGUGGGUGGGGGGAAUCGGUGACUUUUUUAAAAAGAGAAAUGGGAUGGGGGGGAAGUACAUGUAUUAAUGGUGACCGAAGCUAAAAGAGCCGUCCGUUUUGUGUUUUGGUGGUUUGGCUACAUUUGUCCUGGAGGGAUUUCAGCUUGUGGCCAAGUCUUGCUACCCCGAACCUGUUCCCUUUUUUUUUUGUACAUAACUGAAUAUACACAUAGCAGCCAAUCAUGUAACAUUUUGUCUGUAAGUAAAGAAAGAUGCAUUUUUUUAAGGAACCUGCAUUUAUAUAGCUCUGUGUUUAACCUGAAACGUUUCCUCUUCCCCCCCGAGUUCUGCAAUGGAUCCAGUUAGAUUACUGUUUUAAAACGUGGAAAAAUUUUUGUUUGGUUAUUUUCUAUUUUUUUUUUUUUGGUGAAUUUACUGUAGAUAAAAGUGAAGUUGAUGAUCUGCUUGUGGUUUCUAUAACAGGAGGUGUUUGAAUUAAUGUUUGGUUUGUGUUUGGGUUUUUUGUUUUUCGAAAAAAGUCCUGAAGACUCCUUGCCAAGCCUAACGCCUUACUCGCUUGUUGAACUAUUUAUUGAAGGAAAGGGGCUUGAAUCCCUUGUUGCCAGUGAAUUCCACAGCGGAUGCAUUGGCAACCAGGGAGGGCAAGCAUCAAGGAGCACCAGAGGUCAUUGGACACCACUUUCAAAAACGAAGAAUCAAACCAUUUUGGGAAGCCAGUAUAAGAGCUUCAUUUCAGCAGCCUCGUGCCAUGACUUGACCUCACUAUUGAGGGGACAGAUGGUGGCGUGGCUGGAUGGAUGAGCCGCGCGUGAUGGUUUCUUUUCUUUGAAUGAGAUACCUGAACAUGAGAAGUUUCUGACCUGCUAUGUAAAAACUUGACAUUUUCUGUGCUGGCCAAUCCGUGGGAUUGAAUCUGGAGCCAAUUCAAGCUUUCGGCAAAGUUCCUUCCUACCUUUUGGGCGUGUCUCGCCUCAGAAUGGUCCUUGGGAGGUGAGCCCGUCCCACUGCAGAGGGCAGUGUUGGACAGAAAUUUCUCUGCAGCAGAAUAAUUUUGCACAUGUAUUGCUCUCCUGUGGCCACCUCCCCUGGGAAUUCUGCGGUAGUCCAGUUUUGUGAGGACGGUAUCCCUAUUCUUAAUCAUUUGAUCCGCGUCUUAGAACUUCUCUUCUGGCCACGCCAGUCGGCCACUGCAGAAAAUGCCAAAAGUUAUGUGUAAGACUGCUGCGUAACUCCAAGGGUCUUGCAAACAUUCCACAGCAGAACAAAGCUGUCUUUUUAUGUGUACGCAACGGAGUAUUUCUGUCAUGCCCCACAGCAUCAGUCGGGGAGUCCAGCUCUCCCCGUCCUUUUCAUCUCUCUCAAGUUCUGUAUUCCCAGUUUUUAAAUUGUCAAUUGUUGUAUUCUAGGUCUGCAUUUUCCCUUGGGAUCUAGGUGCCGUGCAUGAGCAUUGCAGCGAGACCACCUCUCAGCCUCUCCUAAGAUUUCUAUAUGAAAUAAAUCCAAAAAUACGAGGGGUACGGUGAUUUGGAAAUGACCCCCCCCCCCAUCAACUCAAUUUUUGGUGCUGGUGAAAAUGUGCCAAUGCGUUAAAGGCGUUAAAGUGAAUCGGAUUUUUACUGACCUGUUGGUGUCGUGGAAGAAAUCAGUCUUUGGUGCCUUCCUGUUAAUGUGUAUUCAAAAAGUGGGAAAUGCCAAUAAGCCCCCCCCCCCCCAAGUAUGGGGAGGAAAGGGGUACUCUUCAUGCAUCCCUGAGUCUGUUAGCAUGCAGAGGGCUUGUCCGUUCAUAACCUAGCAGAACAGAUUUCUUGCCGGGCCAUCUGUUUGGUCAAAAGUAUCUGCCAAAUUUUAUCCUUAAUUCUAGCCUUUCCAAUUGUCCACGUUUACGGAGUGGGGCUAAGCGUUCAUUCAUGUGCCAAGUGGUGUGGAUGUAGUAGCUAUUAAAAAAGGAACCAGCUUAUUUUAAGCAUGUGGGUAUGUACGCCUGCAAAAAUUUUUUUAAAAAAGAUUAUUCCAUAUUUAGGACCAAAUUUGCAGAGAUGUAGCUGAGUUUUUCACGUAUUCAGAUGGAUCAGAAGAUAUGAGGCAUAGGCAAAGUGCUUAUGCUCACACUGAUGACCUUGAUUUUUUAAAAUUUCAAACCUAUGCCAGAGGAGCUGUGGUGGAUCAGACCUCACUGGAGAUCUAAUCCAGCAUCCUGUCCCGCACAGAAUCCUCCCCCUGUUGGUGCACUGGUGUUUAGAAGUCUACUGCCUCUGAAUGUAGAGGUUCCAUUUUAGCCGUUGUGGCUAACAGCCAUUUUGAUGGACCUUCAAGAUUUUAUCUACCCUCCCUUCCCACUUUGAAGCCAACUACUAGAACAUUCAUCCCAUACUUUGUGGGAACCACUUCGUAUAUCUAUCUCUAUAAAACUACCCAGGUCUUUAUAUUAAAAAGAAACAGAGCCCAGAGAUAUGUGACCACCUUUGAAAUUACUUAGGAUGACCAUACAUUGGGAAGAAAGAAUGUGAAACAGAAUUUUUUUUAAACUGUAUUCUGUUCCACAGAAAGAUGAUAGUAGGGUUGUAUAUUCCUGUGCCACAAAAUAUCGCAUGCCAGACCAUCCAUCUUUGUUGUAGAAUAUUCCACUGGGUCCUAGUGGCCACGUAGCCCUGUUCCCCCAUCUGUCUGAAAGUAAAACUACAUUUUGGCAAAAAUGCUCUUGUAUUGAAUUAUCAUGUUAAAUAAUGCAUGAAAUAAUGUUCUAACCACUUAUAUCACACUGACCCGUAGCCUUUUUGGCUCGGUUGGUCCUACACAGACUGUCCCGAGCAGAAAAUUUGAGAUUUUAACUCAUCCACUGAUACUUUUUGAUGUCCACAUUUCGGCCGGUCACUCCAGGAACCGUUCUGUCUGGAGAUACAUUUGAAAUGUCCCUUCAAUAAAGUUGAGUUUGAUGCCUUCUCUAA